GUCGUCAUCUUCGCAGACCAGUUUCAAGGGCAGUACGACGUGACAAGCGCUGCAGCUAAUUCAAGACUACUUGACGCCGAGUAUUUGAGCGCGGUGCUGCUGCGGCGCCUGCACCAGGACACCGUUGGAAGGGGGAUUUCCCUACGCGUAGAUCACAGCGGCGCAUGCGCGCUUUUGAGGACAGUGGCCACGCUCCCGACCUCUCCGUGGGAAAUGCUGCACGCACUGGAGAACCCGAGAACACGAGUCCUGGUGGUGAUAGAUCCAGAAGAAGAAGCGGAUGUCUCCUCAGAUGCCGAGGAACUGCUUCAGAGGGCGUGGGCAGCGUACGUCAAUGACAUGACAAUAGUGACUUGGAAUCGCAGCCGGGCAGAAGUCUGCGCGAUGCGGCUGCUCCCCUACACUGGUCCUCGCCACCUGGGAACGGUGUUUGUACGCUGUGGUGUUGCAUCAACUAUCGCGCUUGAGCCAGGGCACGACAUGCAUGGCCAACCGCUACGUGCCAUGGUCUUCCACAAUCCUCCGCUGAUGGAUGCUCGGCGUACGCCCACAGGCAUCGUGGAGGUCGACGGUCAGAGCCACUUGAUGUACCAGCUGCUGCUUCAAUACAUGAACGGGUCGGCGAGCUACCGACUGGUAACAGAAGAAGAGAAGGUUUUUCUCGGAAACCAUCUGUCCGGAGCGGCUUUGGCCGACUUCUUGCGGGAGAAUGGCAUCGAGUACACCAUCAAUUGGGUACAAGUGCGCGGCUUUCAUGGUAGAGCAGUCUUCGAGUUCACGUACCCUUACAGGGACCACUCGUACUGCUUCGUGGUAUCUAUUGCUGGGCGGCUGCCGGCUUACAUGAAUCUUCUGCUGCCCUUCUCUGGGACGGCCUGGGAGGUGCUGGGCGCCAACCUGUUGGCCUACGCGGCAGCCCUGUACACCAUGGACAUCUUCAGGAGUGGCAUCUGGGGGCUGAAGAGGGCCAGCGUGUUCGAGAGCGCGUUCAUUGUCGUCAGAGUGUUCGUCACGGGCAGCUUCAGGCCGGGGGACGCCAGAGGGGUGACGCGCGUCGUGCUGCUGGUCUCCUUGUCCAGUCUCUGUCUGCUCUUCACUAACUCGUUCCAGGGUUCGCUGACGAGCUACCUGGCUGUGCCCCAGUACGCGCAGGACAUCGACACUCUGCGGGACCUGGACGGCUCGGGGUUGCGCCUGCUGGUGCACCCCCUGGUCGCGACCGCGGUCACCCCUAGCGGGCCCGGUGACAUCGCUGCCUCUCUCCGCAAAAAGUUCGUCGUGCUGAUCAAGAGCCCAAAGGCGAUCACUAUGGUGCUGAGCCAACCUCGGCGAUACGCCGUUGCAUUAGGGGUGGCGGCGGCUCGCAUGGUGGUGAGCUCCCGGGCGGCGGCAGGGCGGCUGCACCUGGUGAGGGAGUGCCUGGUGCCGGGAAUGGCGGCGCGAGCCUCCCGGAUGGGCUCGCCGCUGGUGCCG
Schistocerca serialis cubense is the source of this 1473-nucleotide messenger RNA. RefSeq lists its product as uncharacterized. The annotation marks the transcript as partial. The transcript has 5 exons. NCBI's taxonomy places the organism in Eukaryota, Metazoa, Arthropoda, Insecta, Orthoptera, Acrididae. The record is from RefSeq and is a predicted model, not a curated record.